AUGCUGGUGAUCGUCAGUGAAGAACAAAAAACAUUCACUCACUUGCGAAGUGGAUUUGUGUCUCGUCUGGUAGAGUCUCACCGAGUUAGCCCUGGGUCAACCUCCAGACUCAAGCCAGUGGGUGAGCAACGCUACAACUCUCACAGACCAUGGAUGUGGCCUGUCUGCUUCAAGUCACAGGUGUGGUAUGACGUCAACUUUCGCAUCGUCUUACUGGGUAACCCUGUGAUAUUUUGGAUCAACCUGGUGUUCCUGUUUGUGGCUCCACUCCUGCUUCUCCACCACUACUACAAGCACAAGCGAGGGUACACACCCUCACCCAGGCUUGCAGAGAGGAAGGAGAGGAUCGUGUUUGCUGUUAAGUGGCUGUUCCUGGCCUACCUUCUACACUACGUCCCCUUCUACACCAUGGAUCGAAUCCUCUACUACCAUCAUUACUUCCCAGCCCUCCAGUUCUCUUCCAUGCUCACAGCGGUGGUAUUAGGAUACUUCUUGGAGAGUCUACCCUCGUGGUUGUCCCCAGACACAGCCAGACUCGCCUUUCCACUGGACACCGCCUCGUUCUUCGCCAUCUUCGCCUACAGGUUGUGUUCAUAG
This is a messenger RNA of Cherax quadricarinatus, 597 nucleotides long. The record is from RefSeq and is a predicted model, not a curated record. NCBI's taxonomy places the organism in Eukaryota, Metazoa, Arthropoda, Malacostraca, Decapoda, Parastacidae.